Messenger RNA from Monoraphidium neglectum, 1025 nucleotides. Its product is annotated as putative DNA replication licensing factor MCM3. The annotation marks the transcript as partial. The record is from RefSeq and is a predicted model, not a curated record. The transcript has 7 exons. Gene Ontology annotation, biological process: double-strand break repair via break-induced replication; mitotic DNA replication initiation; DNA strand elongation involved in DNA replication. Gene Ontology annotation, molecular function: ATP binding; single-stranded DNA helicase activity; single-stranded DNA binding. Gene Ontology annotation, cellular component: nucleus; MCM complex. Lineage: Eukaryota; Viridiplantae; Chlorophyta; Chlorophyceae; Sphaeropleales; Selenastraceae.
AUGGCAACCUCCACGGAGGACCUCGAGCAGCGUCUGGCGCGCAAAAGGCAGUUCAGCGAGUUCCUGGAAUGGGAGGACCGUGAUGGCUGGUCGCUCAAGGCCCAGAUUGAUCAGUCCAUGGUGCAGCGCAAGGGGGAGGCGAUCGUGGGCCUCAAGACCACCAGGUUUGACGUCCCCAACCACCGCCUCAAGGCCUGGAACGAGCCCGUCCAGCGGCAGCUGCUGCAGGCGCCCGCCGACUUCAUCCCCGGCUUCCAGGACGCGAUCCGCGACUACAUCCGGGGCCUGGACGCCACCAGGGCGCUCACUGAGAACGCGGAGAUCCAGGUCGGGGUCAGCGGCGAGUUUGGGGAGCUGGAGCUGUCCCCCAGGGAGCUGGCGUCGACACAGCUGGGCAAGCUCGUCAAGGUGUAUGGCAUCGUGACCAAGUGCUCCCUGGUGCGCCCCAAGCUGGUCAAGAGCGUGCACUUCUGCCCCGACAACGGCCUCGUCACCAGCCGCGACUACCGUGAUGUCACCUCCCUGGUCGGGCUGCCCACCGGCGCGAGCUACCCUACGCGCGACACCGACGGCCACCUGCUGGUGACGGAGUACGGCCGCUGCCGCUACCGCGACAACCAGGUGGUCACCAUACAGGAGCUGCCAGAGACGGCGCCGCCGGGGCAGCUGCCGCACUCGGUUGACGUCAUCCUUGAGAAUGACCUGGUGGACGCCGUCAAGCCCGGGGACAGGGUGGCCAUCGUGGGCAUAUUCAGGCCGCUGCCGGGCCAGGCCAACGGCAUGACCAGCGGGGUGUACAGGAGCGUGGUGGUGGGCCUGAGCGUGGAGCGCCUCACGCAGGACAAGGUGCGGUGGGCCCCCGACGACAUCGCCAACAUCCAGGCCAUCGCAAACAGGCCGUGGGCGCUGCAGCUGCUGGCCAAGAGCCUGGCGCCGUCCAUCUACGGCCACCAGCGCAUCAAGGAGGGCCUCGUGCUCAUGCUCAUGGGGGGCAUGGAGCGAUACGUCAACAACACACACAUCAG